Trichoderma asperellum CBS 433.97 is the source of this 1201-nucleotide messenger RNA. RefSeq lists its product as uncharacterized. The record is from RefSeq and is a predicted model, not a curated record. NCBI's taxonomy places the organism in Eukaryota, Fungi, Ascomycota, Sordariomycetes, Hypocreales, Hypocreaceae.
UGUGAAUGCCGGCUUUCUGGCUGUUCUACUAGAACAUUACAUUUCACUUGACAUUUUAUACAGCUCAUUAGCAUAUAUUAUACUCACUCUCUCAUUUGUGGCUACGUAAUAGGGGGCUACCCACUCUGCUUGGUAGCGCCGGAAUCUCGUGGCAGCGUCCCGCCUCAUAAGCAUCCCCCCCCUCAGCUCUACUACACCACACAACUCAUCUUCAUCACCAUGCAUAUCAUUCUGACUGGCGCCACGGGCCUCGUGGGGUCAGGCGUCUUGGACGCUAUGAUCAAGGCCAAAGACAUCACCAAAAUCUCCAUCCUCAGUCGCAAGCCUGUGCAGAUGGCUACUGAUUCCAAAGAUCCUCGAAUCAAUGUCAUCAUUCAUCAGGACUUUGAGAAAUACGACUCUGAGGUGUUGGAGCAGCUUCAAGGCGCAAAGGCCUGUGUUUGGGCCUUGGGCAUCAGCCAGACCAAGGUUAACGCAGAAGAAUACGUCAAGAUCACCAAGGAUUAUACCAUCGCUGCUGCAAAAUCUUUUGCGACAUUGACGACGACGCCAUCAGAACCUUUUCGGUUCAUUUAUGUAUCAGGCGAGGGCGCUACGCAGAACCCGGGUCGAUUCUCGGCCAUCUUUGCUCGUGUCAAGGGAGAGACUGAAAAACAGCUGAGUGAUAUGACGGCUGAGAUGCCGACGAGCUUGCGUGCAGACUCUGUGCGGCCGGGGUUUGUGGAUCCGAGACAGCACAAAGCUAUUCUGCCAUAUAUCCCGGAUCCAGGCGCAAUCUAUAAGGUUGGAACAGCAUUGAUGACGCCUUUAAUACCGUUGAUGAAAGGGAUGCACUCACCAACUGAUCACCUGGGAACUUUCUUAACAAAUAUGGCCAUGGGAAAAGUGGACUCCCAGUUAGAGGGGCCGGGUGCGUUUAAACUAGGCAACUCAUGGAUCGUUGGGGCUGCUGGCGUCAGAAGGGUCUCCGGAUUUUGAAGAGAAACACCAGGGUUCAAAGAAGAAGAGCGCUCAAGGGAAUGGGACUGGUAAUUGGAAGCGUAUAUUCUUAUGACCGGGGAAUAGUGAACGACUAACCUCUAUAUCAUAUAUGCCAAUGGGAAGCAACAAUUGUAAUAUUAGAAAUAUUCGGAAACAGGUUCAGCUUUAAGCAUAUUUUCUUAGUCUACAAUCGCUGCUUAAAUCUUGUAUUUUAUUUUUU